This is a messenger RNA of Jaculus jaculus (lesser Egyptian jerboa), 1366 nucleotides long. RefSeq names its product malate dehydrogenase 1 (gene Mdh1). Gene Ontology annotation, biological process: oxaloacetate metabolic process; tricarboxylic acid cycle; malate metabolic process. Gene Ontology annotation, cellular component: cytosol; mitochondrion. Lineage: Eukaryota; Metazoa; Chordata; Mammalia; Rodentia; Dipodidae. The transcript is spliced from 9 exons. The record is from RefSeq and is a predicted model, not a curated record. The coding region runs from base 144 to 1148 and encodes 334 amino acids. Gene Ontology annotation, molecular function: L-malate dehydrogenase (NAD+) activity.
AACCGAGCCUCCCGCUGCGAGCACCGCGCAGCGUCGCCCCGCGGGUUCCGCAGUAGAGGUGACCUGGGCUCCGCCGCGUCCGCGUCCUCGUCGUCGGGUUCUCUCGCAGGUGCAGAAGACGCCCCGCCGCGCCACUCGCAGCCAUGUCUGAACCAAUCAGAGUCCUUGUGACUGGAGCAGCUGGUCAGAUUGCAUACUCACUGUUGUACAGUAUUGGAAAUGGAUCUGUCUUCGGAAAAGACCAGCCUAUAGUUCUCGUGCUGUUGGACAUCACCCCCAUGAUGACUGUUCUGGAUGGAGUCCUAAUGGAACUGCAAGACUGCGCCCUUCCCCUCCUGAAAGAUGUCAUCGCUACAGAUAAAGAAGAGGUUGCCUUUAAAGACCUUGAUGUGGCCGUUCUUGUGGGCUCUAUGCCAAGGAGGGAAGGCAUGGAAAGGAAAGACUUACUGAAAGCAAAUGUGAAAAUCUUCAAAAGCCAGGGUGCAGCCUUGGACAAAUACGCCAAGAAGUCAGUCAAGGUCAUUGUCGUGGGGAACCCAGCCAAUACGAACUGCCUAACGGCAUCCAAGUCGGCUCCCUCCAUCCCCAAGGAGAACUUCAGCUGCUUGACUCGCCUGGACCACAACCGUGCCAAGUCUCAAAUCGCGAUUAAGCUCGGUGUCACCGCCGACGAUGUGAAGAACGUCAUUAUCUGGGGGAACCAUUCCUCCACCCAGUACCCGGAUGUCAACCACGCCAAGGUGAAGCUGCACGGAAAGGAAGUGGGUGUUUAUGAAGCCGUGAAAGAUGACAGCUGGCUCAAGGGAGAGUUCAUUGCGACGGUGCAGCAGCGCGGCGCUGCCGUCAUCAAGGCCCGGAAACUGUCCAGCGCCAUGUCGGCCGCGAAAGCCAUCGCUGACCACAUCCGAGACAUCUGGUUCGGAACCCCGGAGGGCGAGUUUGUGUCCAUGGGCGUUAUCUCCGAUGGCAACUCCUACGGUGUUCCUGAAGACCUGCUGUACUCGUUCCCCGUUGUGAUCAAGAAUAAGACCUGGAAGUUUGUUGAGGGUCUCCCUAUCAAUGAUUUUUCACGUGAGAAAAUGGAUCUUACUGCAAAGGAAUUGGCAGAAGAAAAAGAAACUGCUUUUGAAUUCCUUUCCUCUGCGUGACUAGGCCAUUAUUUUGAUGUCAACACAUACCCCAAAGCUGAAGAAUCUAAAUGUCGUCUCUGAGCCUGGUCCCGAAUAAUAAUGAUGCUAUGCUCAGAUUACCUGUGAACAUCCGCACGUUCUGAAGAUUGUGCGCUUACCGGUAGAGGUCUAUUGUGAAAAUCUGUCAUCAUGCUGUUAGUACUGAAUUCUAAAUAAAAAUGCUGAUUCAAGUGAAA